Molecule: messenger RNA, 1536 nt
Organism: Penicillium verhagenii
Lineage: Eukaryota; Fungi; Ascomycota; Eurotiomycetes; Eurotiales; Aspergillaceae
Product: fungal specific transcription factor domain-containing protein
Exons: 1
Coding region: 1-1536 (511 amino acids)
Biological process (GO): regulation of transcription by RNA polymerase II; DNA-templated transcription
Cellular component (GO): nucleus
Molecular function (GO): DNA-binding transcription activator activity, RNA polymerase II-specific; zinc ion binding; RNA polymerase II cis-regulatory region sequence-specific DNA binding
Source: RefSeq, a predicted model, not a curated record
AUGAUGAAAAAUCAAAGAACACCACCGUGGCCCACUGCACCGCUAUCUGAGCUGCCUCCAAAGGAGUUGGCCGAUACGCUCGUCGAUAAUUAUAUUCGUACCUUUGAGUCCAGAUAUCGCGUGUUACACAUUCCAACCUUUCGAAGGGACUAUGAUGCCAUAUGGACCACCGAAGUUCCUGAUGUGGAAUUUAUGCUUCAGGUAAAAUUGGUCAUGGCGAUUGGAGCCGUGGUAUACGACGAGAAUUAUUCACUGCGACCGAGCUCUGUUCGCUGGAUAUACGAAGCACAGACAUGGGCGGCCGAGCCGGAAUUCAAAGCUCGGCUGACCAUGCGGUUCAUUCAGACAAAUAUACUCCUACUAAUGGCGAGAGAGAUUGUCGGAAUUAGUGGGCCUUUGAUAUGGAUCUCCAUGGGAGACCUCAUUCGAACAGCAGUGUACAUGGGAUUACACAGAGACCCUUUGUAUCUGCCAAAGAAAAGCACAUUUGAUUCUGAGAUGUGCAGACGACUCUGGAACACAAUCAUCGAAAUGGCAUUAAAUACGAGUUUGGAGUCUGGCGGUCCUCCCCUGUUAAAUCUUGACGAUUUCGAUACGCACCCACCGGGGAAUUUUGAUGAUGAGGAUAUCCUAGCUGAAGACCCGACACCAAAACCAGAUGAAACAUUCACUCAAAUGUCUAUCCCAUUGGCUCUUCGAAAAAUGUUCGAAGCCCGUCUCGCCAUCGGAAAUUCCUUGAAUUGGAUUGGCUUGCACAGCUCAUACGAAGAGAUGCUGCAUUUAGACAACGACCUUCGCACGUCCUACAAGAUGAUCUGUCGCACGCUCCAAAGUUACCGUUCAACCGGUGACAGAUCUCCAACUAUAUUUCAAACCCAGACGCUUGAUUUCCUCAUGCGCCGCUAUCUACUAGCACUGCAUAUCCCAUUCUUUGUGUCAUCGCUAGAAGACGCCGCAUACGCGUUUUCCAGAAAGGUAGUGGUCGACACAGCACUUCAAAUAUGGUGCACAACCAACCCAUCAUCCGGAAUGAUGGUUGCAACACGCGAAGCGAAUAAUUCACCUCAGAACGAUGAUCUUCCCCGACUUGCAACAUGUGGCAUGGGAAUGCUCCGCUUAAUAACCAUCCAAGCGUGUUUCCUCAUUGCCGCAGAACUCAAAAAACAACUUGAAGAUGAGGAUCAUCUCGGAUCCGUUCCUCUCCGCCGUGAUCUUCUGACUGUGGUCGAAGAUUCAUUGAACUGGGGUUGGAAAUGCUUGGUAGCAGGCGAAACUAAUGUUAAGGGGUAUCUAAUGUUGGCCCUCCUCAACACGCAGGUUCAGGCGUUAAUGUCCCGGAUCCCAGAGGAGGAGUUUCCGGGUUUGUUCAUGAAAUCCGCCGAGGACUCUUUGUCAAAAUGUCUAGUCUUGCUAAAAGAGAAGGCUGGAUGGGACGAUGACGUCCAGACGGGGCUGUGCGGGUUCAACGAUAUAGUAGAUUUCGAGGGUUUAUUCGGUUCAAAGGGCGACUGGAAUUUCCUGGUAAGAAUCACCUGA